Acinonyx jubatus (cheetah) is the source of this 3438-nucleotide messenger RNA. RefSeq names its product zinc finger protein 154-like. The coding region runs from base 309 to 2096 and encodes 595 amino acids. Gene Ontology annotation, cellular component: nucleus. The transcript has 3 exons. The record is from RefSeq and is a predicted model, not a curated record. Gene Ontology annotation, biological process: regulation of transcription by RNA polymerase II. Gene Ontology annotation, molecular function: DNA-binding transcription factor activity, RNA polymerase II-specific; RNA polymerase II cis-regulatory region sequence-specific DNA binding. NCBI's taxonomy places the organism in Eukaryota, Metazoa, Chordata, Mammalia, Carnivora, Felidae.
UGUUAAAUUCUAAAAAAGAAUGCAUGGAGUUAAGAGUUGGACAUCACUAGCCCUUUUUUUCUAACAGUGAAACUCCUACAAUUGAUUCUAAAGUUUCAGUCUAACAUGAAAAGCAGUAAGAUGGUAUUUUAGAUCCCAGCUCUGGGUGGAGGUACUUUAUGUCUGAGUGACAAUUGGGUUUGCACUUUGGGGGACAUCUGAAAUAAUUUCUGUGAUCAGCAGACAUUCAAUGAAAAUCUGGGUGUGACCCCCUCCAAGAAGCCGGAGCCCCCCUCAGAACGUUCAGACCCCCCUUCCCAGCACCCCUCAUGGUGCGGCGGGACAGCUGCCGGAGGUCAGGAUGGAGACCCGUGCGGAGGUUGGCGUCUCCAUCAGGACUACGUUACCCAGAAGGCAGUGUGCCACACUGGGCCAGUGAGGGCUCAAGGAGCGAGGCACUUCCGCCCAGCGGACGGCAUGUAGGCGGGCCUUCCGGCGUCGGCCUCCAGCGACAUGUUGUAAAUUUGGUUCUGUCCAGCGCUCGGAAGCUCAGGUUGCUGGGACUGCCCAAGGUAACGGAGCGGGGACGCGCAGGGCCGGCUGCUCGGAGACUCAGCGUGGCUGUCGUGCGGGCUGAGCACUGCGGUGCCACGGUCGCCGUGGCGGUUCCCAUCCAGGGCUCCAUGACCUUUGAGGACGUGGCCGUGUACUUUUCCCAGGAGGAGUGGAGGCUUCUUGACGAGGCUCAGCGACACCUGUACCGGGACGUGAUGCUGGAGGUCUUUGCACUUGUUGUGUCAUUGGGCUGCUGGCACGGAGCAGGGGCUGAGGAGGCACCUUCAGAGCAGAGCAUCCCCAUAGGAGUGUCACAGGUCAGCAUCGCAAAGGCAGAUCUGUCCCCCCACGAGGUGCACAGCCCGGACUCCGAAGGGGAUUUGCAUCCAGCCAAGAACCCAGGAGCAAGCCCUGGGCAGAAAGUGUGUGGGACCGGGGGGAAGCCUCAGGAGCACCAGAAGCAGCACAGUAGAGAAAGACGCCCGCGAAGGAACACGAAGAGCCAUGCCACCCACCCCCCACCACAGAAGCCCGUCCCUGCUGACCCAGGCCUUCUCCCCCAGCUCGCUCACAGUCGGGGGACACCCACUGAGGACACCAGCUGUACAGAGCCCUUUCACCACAGACAGAGACACUACACGUGCGGUGACUGUGGGAAAGCCUUCUGCCGGAAAUACAGACUCACCCAGCAUCAGAGAGUCCACACGGGAGAAAGGCCAUAUGAGUGCAGCGAGUGUGGGAAAACCUUCAGCUACAAACACAUACUCGUCCAGCACCAGAGAGUCCACACUGGAGAGAGGCCUUACGAGUGCAGCGUGUGUGGGAAAGCCUUCAGUAACAAACCCACACUCGUUCGGCACCAGCGAAUUCACACUGGAGAGAGGCCUUAUGAAUGCGGUGAGUGCGGGAAAUUCUUUAGCCAAAGCUCCAGCCUUAGUGAACAUCAGAGGAUUCACACUGGGGCACGGCCUUAUAAAUGUGGUGAGUGUGGGAAAUUCUUCACCUCCAACUCCAACCUGAUUAAACACCGGAGAGUCCACACCGGAACAAGGCCUUAUGAGUGCAGCCAAUGUGGGAAAUUCUUUAACCAAAGCCCCAGCCUCAUUAAACACCAGAGAAUUCACACUGGCGAAAAGCCUUAUGAAUGUAGCGAAUGUGGGAAACUCUUUAGCCAAAGUUCCACCCUCAUUAAGCACCAGAGAGUUCACACCGGGGCAAGGCCUUACAAGUGCAACGAAUGUGGGAAACUUUUUAGCCAGAGCUUUGGCCUCACCCAACACCACAGAGUCCACACAGGAGAAAAGCCCUACGAGUGCCGUGCCUGUGGGGAAUCCUUUAGCCACAGCACACAACUUACUCAGCACCGGAAAGUUCACACCGCAGAGAGCCCUCCCCCGUGCAGGAGCCGUGGAGAAGUGUUCCGCCACUGGUCAGCUCUCAUCGACCACCGGAAACUCCACAGCCCCGCUCGACCUCAUGAGUGCACCGCGUGUGGGAAAGCCUUCAGCCGCAGGUCUAACCUCCUGCGACACCACAAAGUUCACAGGGGAGGAGGGCCUUAGAAUGAGCGGGGGCCGCACCAUGUCAAGAGCCCAUCCUCACCACAGUCUGAGCCUAUGGGGCAAAGGGGGCUAGGCUGUACUUUCUAACCUGUCUAGAACCCUCGUGUUGGUCAGUGCAGGUUUCUCCCACGUGUGUCCCAAACACUGUAUGCCUCAGUGUGGAUGGUUUCAUGGCACAGGGUAGCUCUCACUCUAGAGUUUUGGGCACAAGGCCUCCUACGAUAGAAUGAAGGGCAGUCCCAAUUUUUGGGGACUAAUCUUGUGUCCCAGAUGUACGGGUUUGUGGUUGAGUCUGGAGGUUUCCCUGAGAGGAACUGUGUGGGUGUUUUUUUUUCUUUUUUUAAUAUUUAUUUUUGAGAGAGACAGGGCAUGAGCAGGGGAGAGGCAGAGAGAGGGAGACACAGGAUCUGAGCUGUCAGCACAGAGCCCCAUGUGGGCCUCAAACCCAUGGACCAUGGGAUCAUGAGCUGAAGUCAGAUGCUUACCCAACUGAUCCCCCCAGCACCCCAAGGAUCAGCUUCUCUUUCUCACAUAGGAUGUCACAGUGCCCCAGGUCCCAAUACAGAGCCUUGUGCCAUCACAUCUGCUGGGCUGGUAUCAUGGAUUCCAGGCACCAGGUAGGAGCCAGCUGUGCAGUACAGACACAUUUAGCGAAAUGGUGGGGGACUUACAAAGUGGAGGGGCUGCGAUGCCUACACCAAUGCCCUGGGGGCUACGGCCAAUUUCAGGUAAGGGCCUUGUGGACGACAUUCUGAGGCCCUAUAGAGCUGACAGCGCUCCUGUGGCUGGGGUUCUAUUGCGCUACAGUUAAGGUGUUCGGGGCGGGGGGUUGAAAACCAAACUCGAAAUGCAGACACGAAGGCAGCAGGCACGUGGUCUUUCUCACCCACGGAGCGUAGCUUGUAAACUCCGGUGCGGUUGCUGGCCAGCGGGAUGCAAGAGCUGUGUCCUGUGGGGUGGCCAGAUUUCAAUUUUCCAAGGUUUUCCCGAUGUUCAGAUUUUUCCGCAGAAGCAUUUCCACUCGGCAUGCGAUAGACUUCAAGUGUACUUGAAAACCGAAAACUGGUGCUGGUAGACUUUACUGGAUGUGCACUCAUGAAACCAUCGUACUCCACCACAGGUCCUUUGUCUUGUAACCUCUGCCUGGAUUCCCACGCAGGCCGUCACUUUCUUUCGUACCUUCGCUAGUUUGUGUUCUCUAGAAUUUUACAUGUUGGAAUCUUACUGUGGCUCCUUUUUACGGGUACAUAAUAGUACAUGAUUACUUCGACAAUUACCAGUGAAUAGUUGGAAUUUUUUUUUUUUUUAAACAAGUGGAAGACACCAUUAUUCACUCAUCUAA